Molecule: messenger RNA, 1666 nt
Organism: Aspergillus steynii IBT 23096
Lineage: Eukaryota; Fungi; Ascomycota; Eurotiomycetes; Eurotiales; Aspergillaceae
Gene: nimX
Product: cyclin-dependent serine/threonine-protein kinase CDC28
Exons: 4
Coding region: 331-1305 (324 amino acids)
Biological process (GO): regulation of gene expression; signal transduction; G1/S transition of mitotic cell cycle
Cellular component (GO): cyclin-dependent protein kinase holoenzyme complex; cytoplasm; nucleus
Molecular function (GO): ATP binding; cyclin binding; cyclin-dependent protein serine/threonine kinase activity
Source: RefSeq, a predicted model, not a curated record
UCAUCUCGCCAAAAAGUGCUCUCGACAACUGCUCCUCGCCAAUUCCCCGGAUUUGAGUUCGAUCAUUAGUCGACAAUCGAUCUCCUUCGCCCCUUCGAUCCCGUCGACCUUCCCUGGAUCCCCCAAUCCCUUCGUACCGCCCCCUCGUCCACCAAACCCGCCUUGUUUUCCUCGUUUCUUCCCCGGGCAACAAGCACCCGCCGUUGUGCAGUCCGUUUGUGCCCUCCUAUAACCCCCACGUGCUGGCGGGCUCAGACUUCAUCCUUGUCGUGGCCAAGUAUCCGAGACCUCGUUCCAAUUGCCGUCAAAGGUGACCGAUAACCAUUCGUCAUGGAGAACUACCAGAAAAUCGAGAAGAUCGGAGAGGGAACUUACGGUGUUGUCUACAAAGCCCGAGAACUCACGCAUCCCAACCGUAUCGUCGCCUUGAAAAAGAUUCGAUUGGAGGCCGAGGAUGAAGGCGUUCCCAGCACGGCCAUCCGUGAAAUUUCCCUUCUGAAGGAAAUGAACGACCCCAACAUUGUGCAGCUGCUGAACAUUGUUCAUGCGGACGGCCACAAGCUCUAUCUCGUGUUCGAAUAUUUGGACCUCGACCUCAAAAAGUAUAUGGAGGCUCUUCCUGUCAGUGAGGGUGGACGUGGUAAAGUCCUCCCAGAUGGCUCCACUCUCAGCCGCAGCAUGGGCUUGGGAGAUGCCAUGAUUAAGAAAUUCAUGGCCCAGUUGGUCGAAGGAAUUCGUUACUGUCACAGUCACCGCAUCCUGCACCGUGACUUGAAGCCUCAGAACCUGUUGAUCAACCGUGAUGGUAACUUGAAGUUGGCGGAUUUCGGAUUGGCGAGAGCCUUUGGUGUUCCAUUGAGAACCUAUACCCACGAGGUUGUCACAUUGUGGUAUCGCUCUCCCGAGAUUCUUCUCGGUGGCCGUCAGUACUCCACCGGUGUGGACAUGUGGUCUGUCGGAGCUAUCUUCGCGGAAAUGUGCACUCGCAAGCCUCUGUUCCCUGGUGAUUCCGAGAUUGAUGAGAUCUUCAAGAUCUUCCGACUUCUCGGCACUCCCGAUGAUAACCUCUGGCCUGGUGUCACCUCCUUCCCCGAUUACAAGCCUACGUUCCCCAAGUGGAAACGUGAAGAAACCCACGCCCUGGUCCCUGGCCUGGAAGAGGAGGGUCUUGACUUGCUGGAUUGCCUGCUGGAAUUCGACCCGGCACGACGAAUUUCUGCCAAGCAGGCUUGCAUGCACCCUUACUUCCAGCACGGCAGCUCAUACUACUCCGGUCGCACCGGCCGAAGAAAUGGCUUUCAUUAAUUGAACGGCGGAGUGACGGACUGUGGAUUGAUACCUUACGUGUAAUGUAUGUAUGUGGGUGGCUGAUGGCAGACCGCAGUCUCAUGGAGAUGGCCGCCCGAUAGAUUCUACCUUUCUCUUUUUUCUUUUCUCUCCCCAGAGGCGGUCAGCAGUCCCUCCGAUGUCCUUUGAUGCUUUUGAUGUCUCGAACGUUACCUUUACCUUCCUCUUUCAUCCGAUUUUGUUUCCUUUGUUUAUGGCGUUGCUCAUGGUGUGUUAUGACCUGAAGAGACUAGGUUACUGGAUAUGCAAGGAGUGUCUCUUUUCUUUUUUCGUUUCCUUUCUAUCCCGUACAUACCCAUCUGAAUGAGCCUUUUGAUGC